AGGCAAGUAAAGUAAGUUAUCUGCUGAGACAGGAAUAGUUGGUGGACACCACCAACCAAACACCCAGUCAAGCGCCUCCAAGGGCGCAUGACAAAUCUUGGCAAACAAACUGAAGCGUUUCAAUGAAAUUUCGACAAUCCGAUGAAGAUUGAUCUAUUCGCUUUAGUGGGUGAUCGCGAAUUGAAGGUAAAAGUGUUGGGGCAAAGGAAUUUGAUUCCCCAAUCGCAAGUCGCAAGUCGCAAGGGAAGAAGACGGGUAGCUGGUAACUAAAAUAUUCAGAUAGGUGUGACUUUGGCAGGUACCAACGUGGUACCUGCCAAACGCAAAUAUAUUUCUCUGCAAUUCCCUUAUUAUGACAUAAACACACAGAGAGAGGGAAGGAAAGGGAGAGUAAUCAUUUCCAGCUUGUGUUGUGUGUAUGUACAUACAUUCCUUACCUCUUCCACCGCAGGCACGCAUAUUUUGUCUUGCUUUCUCUGUAACUCUCUUUGUGCGUGAUUCACUCGUUUCAUUGAUACCCGUCAGCCAAAUUCAACCCGAUUGUCCAAGCUUGCAGCAAUUGUUCCAGUAUGUCAGAAGCGCAAAGGAGGUCAUUGUCAAUUGGUGUGGGGCGUGGGAAUGGUUUCUUAAAUGGGGUAGUUUCACUAAGAAGUCCUGCUACAAUAUCCGAAGUUGAUGACUUCUGCUAUGGCCUUGGAGGCAAGAAGCCAAUCCAUAGUAUUUUAAUUGCAAACAAUGGAAUGGGAGCUGUCAAAUUUAUACGUAGUAUUAGGAUGUGGGCUUAUGAAACAUUUGGCACAGAGAAGGCAAUUUUGUUGGUUGCCAUGGCGACUCCAGAGGACAUGAGAAUCAAUGCGGAGCAUAUACGAAUUGCUGAUCAGUUUGUGGAAGUUCCUGGUGGGACAAACAAUAAUAACUAUGCCAAUGUGCAGCUAAUUGUAGAGAUGGCAGAGAUUACACAUGUAGAUGCUGUUUGGCCUGGUUGGGGCCAUGCAUCUGAGAACCCUGAGCUGCCGGAUGCACUGGAUGCAAAGGGAAUUGUAUUUCUUGGGCCUCCGGCUACGUCGAUGGCAGCAUUGGGAGAUAAGAUUGGUUCGUCUUUGAUUGCUCAGGCUGCAGAUGUCCCCACCCUUCCAUGGAGUGGGUCUCAUGUGAAAAUUUCUCAAGAAAGUUGUUUAGUCUCGAUCCCUGAGGAAAUUUACAGACAAGCUUGUGUAUAUACAACAGAGGAAGCAAUUGCAAGUUGUCAAGUUGUUGGUUACCCUGCAAUGAUCAAGGCAUCUUGGGGUGGAGGGGGUAAAGGCAUAAGGAAGGUUCACAAUGAUGAUGAAGUUAGAGCAUUGUUCAAACAAGUGCAGGGGGAAGUUCCAGGCUCGCCCAUAUUCAUAAUGAAGGUUGCUUCUCAGAGCCGACAUUUAGAAGUCCAGCUGCUGUGUGAUCAGUAUGGAAAUGUUGCAGCCUUACACAGUCGUGAUUGCAGUGUACAGAGGCGGCACCAGAAGAUUAUUGAGGAGGGUCCAAUUACUGUGGCCCCACUGGAGACAGUCAAAAAGCUGGAGCAGGCAGCUCGAAGGUUAGCAAAAUGUGUGAAUUAUGUAGGAGCUGCCACUGUUGAGUAUCUGUACAGUAUGGACACUGGCGAGUACUACUUUUUAGAGCUCAACCCUCGGUUACAGGUAGAGCACCCUGUAACUGAGUGGAUUGCUGAAAUAAAUCUACCAGCAGCCCAAGUUGCUGUAGGGAUGGGUAUUCCUCUUUGGAAAAUUCCUGAAAUGAGACGAUUUUAUGGAAUGGAACAUGGUGGAGGGUACGAUGCUUGGAGGAAAACUUCGGUGCUUUCAACCCCUUUUGAUUUUGACAGGGCUGAGUCUACAAGGCCGAAAGGUCAUUGUGUAGCUGUUCGCGUUACGAGUGAGGACCCAGAUGAUGGAUUUAAGCCAACUAGUGGAAAAGUCCAGGAGUUGAGUUUUAAAAGCAAGCCAAAUGUGUGGGCUUACUUCUCUGUAAAGUCUGGUGGAGGGAUUCAUGAGUUCUCAGAUUCUCAAUGUGGUCACGUUUUCGCAUUUGGAGAGUCCAGGGCACUAGCUAUAGCCAACAUGGUCCUUGGGCUGAAAGAAAUCCAGAUUCGGGGAGAAAUUCGUACCAAUGUUGAUUAUACAGUUGACCUUUUACAUGCAUCGGAUUACCAGGAAAAUAGGAUCCACACAGGAUGGUUAGAUAGUAGAAUUGCUAUGCGAGUUAGAGCAGAAAGGCCACCUUGGUAUCUAUCUGUUGUUGGAGGGGCUCUCUAUAAAGCAUCUGCCAGCAGUGCAGCUGUGGUUUCGGAUUAUAUUGGUUAUCUUGAAAAGGGGCAAAUCCCUCCAAAGCACAUAUCACUUGUGAACUCUAAAGUUUCUUUAAAUAUAGAAGGAAGCAAAUAUACGAUUGACAUGGUUAGAGGGGGACCAGGGAGCUAUCGACUGAAGAUGAACGAGUCAGACAUUGAAGCUGAAAUACAUACUUUACGUGAUGGGGGUUUAUUAAUGCAGCUGGAUGGAAACAGCCAUGUUAUAUAUGCAGAGGAGGAAGCAGCUGGAACUCGCCUUCUGAUUGAUGGAAGGACAUGCUUGCUACAGAAUGACCAUGAUCCGUCAAAGUUGAUGGCAGAGACACCAUGCAAGUUGCUGAGGUAUUUAGUUUCAGACGGUAGCCAUAUUGAUGCUGAUACUCCGUAUGCAGAAGUUGAGGUUAUGAAGAUGUGUAUGCCUCUUCUUUCGCCUUCUUUUGGGGUUAUUCAGUUUAAAAUGUCCGAAGGUCAGGCGAUGCAGGCCGGUGAACUCAUAGCAAGGCUUGAACUGGAUGAUCCUUCGGCAGUGAGAAAAGCUGAACCUUUCCGUGGAAGCUUCCCAGUAUUGGGUCCUCCAACUGCAAUUUCUGGUAAAGUUCAUCAGAAAUGUGCUGCAAGUUUAAAUGCGACCCGCAUGAUCCUUGCUGGUUAUGAGCAUAAUAUUGACGAGGUAGUGCAAAACUUACUUAAUUGUCUUGAUAGUCCUGAACUUCCUUUUCUUCAAUGGCAAGAGUGCUUGUCUGUCCUAGCAACCCGCCUUCCAAAAGAUCUGAGAAAUGAGCUAGAAUCAAAAUUUAAGGGCUUUGAGGGGAUAUCAAGCUCACUGAAUAUUGAUUUCCCUGCCAAAUCAUUGAGGGCUGUUAUUGAAGCCCAUUUGUCCUCCUGUCCUGAGAAAGAGAAAGGAGCUCAGGAAAGACUUGUUGAACCUUUGCUGUCUCUUGUGAAGUCCUAUGAAGGUGGAAGAGAGAGUCAUGCCCGCGUCAUUGUUCAGUCCCUUUUUGAAGAGUAUUUAUCGGUUGAAGAAUUGUUUAGUGACAACAUACAGGCUGAUGUGAUUGAACAUCUUCGACUUCAAUACAAGAAAGAUCUAUUGAAGGUUGUGGACAUUGCGCUAUCUCAUCAGGGGGUCAAGAGUAAAAAUAAGCUGAUACUACAGCUCAUGGAACAACUUGUUUACCCUAACCCUGCAGCAUACAGAGAUAGACUAAUUCGCUUCUCUGCACUUAACCAUACAAAUUAUUCCAAGUUGGCACUUAAGGCUAGUCAAUUACUGGAACAAACAAAACUGAGUGAACUUCGUUCCUCCAUUGCCAGAAGCCUUUCUGAGUUGGAGAUGUUUACUGAGGAUGGGGAAAAUAUGGAUACUCCUAAAAGGAAAAGUGCCAUUAAUGAACGAAUGGAGGCUGUUGUUCGUGCUCCAUUAGCCAUUGAAGAUGCCCUUAUAGGUCUUUUUGAUCACAGUGAUCACACCCUCCAAAGGAGGGUUGUGGAGACUUAUGUUCGUAGGUUAUACCAGCCAUAUCUAGCGAAGGGGAGUGUUAGGAUGCAGUGGCACAGAUCUGGUCUUAUUGCAUCCUGGGAGUUUGUGGAAGAGCAUAUAGAUAGAAAGAAUGGGUCUGAAGAUCAUGUGCUAGAUGAGCCCUUGGCUGAAGAACAAAGUGAGAGGAAAUGGGGGGCCAUGGUUAUCAUAAAGUCUCUUCAAUUUUUGCCAGCAAUUAUCAGUGCCGCACUGAGGGAAACAACUCAUAACACUCAUCAAGCAGCAGCUAAUGGAUCCAUGGAACCAAAUACCUACGGAAAUAUGAUGCAUAUAGCAUUGGUGGGCAUCAACAAUCCAAUGAGUUUACUUCAGGACAGUGGUGAUGAGGAUCAGGCUCAAGAGAGAAUUAACAAGUUGGCCAAAAUACUGAAAGAACAAGAAGUAGGCUCAUCCCUACGUGCUGCUGGUAUUGGGGUUAUUAGCUGUAUUAUACAGAGGGAUGAAGGGCGAACCCCUAUGAGACACUCCUUUCACUGGUCAUCAGAACAGCUCUAUUAUGAGGAAGAGCCUCUACUGCGUCAUCUGGAACCUCCUCUCUCCAUAUUCCUCGAAUUGGAAAAACUAAAAGGCUAUGAGAGUAUAUGCUAUAUACCAUCUCGUGACCAUCAAUGGCACCUGUAUACUGUCUUAGACAAGACAUUACCAUUCCAGAGGAUGUUUCUCAGAACUCUUGUGAGGCAGCCCAUUACAAAUGAAAGGCUAAUUGCAAGUCAAGGGCUGGACAUGGAAACCAUGUACAACCAGUGGGCUACUUCUUUUACUUCUAGGAGCAUUUUGAGGUCUUUGAUGACUGCAAUGGAGGAGCUCGAACUUAAUGUUCACAAUGCUGCUGUCAAAUCUGAUCACGCUCAUAUGUACCUUUGCAUCCUAUGUGAGCAACAAAUAGAUGAUCUUUUGCCUUACUCUAGGAGAGUUGACGUAGAUGAUGGUCAAGAAGAAGCUGCAGUUAUGGAGAUCUUGGAGGAACAGGCAAGGGAGAUCUUUAAGUGUGUUGGUGUGAGAAUGCAUAAAUUAGGUGUCUGUGAGUGGGAAGUGAAACUUCGGAUGACAUGUUCUGGACGGGCAAAUGGUGCUUGGAGGAUUGUGGUAACAAAUGUGACCGGUCACACCUGCACUAUACAUGUAUAUCGUGAACUUGAAGAUACGAGCAAAAACAAAGUGGUGUACCAUUCAGUAUCUGUGCAGGGUCCUUUGCAUGGUGUAGCUGUGAAUGCACAGUAUCAGCCAUUGGGAGUUCUUGAUAGGAAACGCCUAUUGGCAAGGAAAAGUAACACUACAUACUGCUAUGAUUUUCCCCUGGCAUUUGAGACGGCCUUGGAGCAAAUAUGGGCAUCCCAACUUCCUGGUAGCGAGAAACCAAAGGAUAAGAUUAUUAAGGUUGCAGAGCUCAUAUUUGGUGACAAAAAGGGUACUUGGGGUACCCCUCUUGCUUCAGUGGAGCGUGCGCCUGGGCUCAAUGAUGUUGCCAUGGUAGCUUUCUGUGUGGAAAUAUCUACUCCUGAAUUUCCUUCUGGAAGGACAAUUUUGAUAGUUGCAAAUGAUGUUACAUUCAAAGCUGGGUCUUUUGGCCCCAGAGAGGAUGCAUUUUUUCUUGAAGUAACUAAUCUUGCUUGCUCAAAGAAACUGCCUCUUAUUUAUUUGGCAGCAAAUUCUGGUGCACGUAUAGGGGUUGCAGAUGAAGUCAAAGUCUGCUUUAAAGUUGGUUGGUCAGAUGAAUCACAUCCCGAGCGUGGUUUUCAGUAUGUAUACUUGAGUCCUGAGGAUUAUAAUCGGGUUGGAUCAUCUGUGAUAGCACAUGAGAUGAAGAUGGAAAAUGGAGAAGCCAGAUGGGUGAUAGAUACCAUUGUUGGGAAAGAGGACGGCCUGGGAGUUGAGAAUCUAACUGGAAGUGGGGCCAUUGCUGGUGCAUAUUCUAGGGCAUACAAGGAAACCUUCACCUUAACAUAUGUGACUGGUAGAACUGUGGGGAUUGGUGCUUAUCUUGCUCGGCUAGGCAUGCGGUGCAUACAGAGGCUUGAUCAGCCCAUCAUAUUGACUGGAUUCUCUGCAUUGAACAAGCUUCUUGGGCGGGAGGUCUACAGCUCCCACAUGCAACUUGGAGGUCCUAAAAUUAUGGCAACUAAUGGUGUUGUUCACCUAACUGUUUCUGAUGAUCUUGAAGGGGUAUCAGCUAUUUUGAAUUGGUUAAGCUGUUUUCCUCCACAUGUAGGUGGUGCACUGCCCAUUUUUAGCUCUAUGGAUCCUCCAGAAAGGCCUGUGGAGUACUUCCCUGAAAACUCAUGUGAUCCCCGUGCUGCUAUUUCCGGUGCUCUAAAUGAUAGUGGGAAAUGGUUGGGGGGUAUUUUUGACAAGGAUAGCUUUGUUGAGACUUUAGAGGGCUGGGCGAGGACGGUUGUGACAGGAAGGGCAAAGCUUGGAGGAAUUCCUGUAGGAGUCAUUGCUGUUGAGACACAAACUGUGAUGCAAGUUAUCCCUGCUGACCCAGGACAACUUGAUUCUCACGAGAGGGUUGUCCCUCAAGCUGGGCAAGUAUGGUUUCCAGAUUCUGCUACCAAGACUGCCCAAGCAAUAUUAGAUUUCAACAGAGAAGAGCUUCCACUUUUCAUUCUUGCCAAUUGGAGAGGCUUUUCUGGUGGCCAAAGAGACCUUUUUGAAGGUAUUCUUCAGGCUGGUUCAACCAUUGUUGAGAACCUUAGAACAUACCGACGGCCCGUUUUUGUGUACAUCCCAAUGAGGGGAGAACUCCGUGGUGGGGCGUGGGUUGUCGUGGACAGUCGGAUCAAUUCAGAUCAUAUUGAAAUGUAUGCUGACCGAACAGCAAAAGGUAACGUCCUUGAGCCUGAAGGAAUGAUCGAGAUUAAGUUUCGGACAAAAGAACUCUUGGAGUGCAUGGGUAGGCUUGAUCAUCAGUUGAUCAAACUGAAGAUAGAGCUUCAGGAUGCUGAGAGAUGUGGGCCUCAUGGAUUGGUUGAAUCCUUGCAACAGCAGAUAAAGACGCGUGAAAAGCAGCUUUUGCCAUUGUACACUCAGAUAGCCACUAGAUUCGCAGAGCUUCAUGAUACUUCCCUGAGGAUGCACGCAAAAGGGGUAAUUAGAGAUGUCGUGGACUGGGAAAAAUCUCGAUUUUAUUUCUACAGAAGAUUACGACGGAGACUUGCUGAAGGCUCCCUUAUCAAGAUUGUGAGAGAUGCAGCUGGUGAACAGCUGUCGCAUAGCUCUGCGAUGGACUUGAUCAAGAAAUGGUUCCUGGAUUCUAACAUUGCCGGAGGCAGAGAAGAUACCUGGGUGGAGGAUGAAACUUUUUUCACAUGGAAGGAUGACCCUAAAAAUUACGAAGAGAAAUUAAAGGAGUUGCGGGUUCAGAAGAUACUGCUUAAAUUAACAAACAUUGGCCAAUCUAUGUCAGAUUUGAAAGCUCUGCCUCAAGGCCUUGCCGCCCUUCUAAGCCAGGUGAACCCAUCAAUCCGCGGGGAAUUGAUCGAUGAACUACAGAAGGUGCUGAGCUAAUUAGCGAUUAUGCUUCACGGGUAACUAAGGUCCCAUUUCUCGCCCCCAUAAGCAGUUUCAUUUUGAUAGCUAAAUCUAUGUUGUAAACCAGCCUUCUUCUCUGUGAAUUUAAGGUGGUGCAGAAGGCUCCUGGGACAUGUUUUUUAUUGCCUGAGUGUAAAUUUUGUGAUAUCUGGUUUAGGAAAUAGUAUUAUCUUGCAGGCUCCACUGCAUAAGCUACCGGCAGUGCUGAUUCAUUUGUUGGCUGUAUUAAUCAUUUUUGUACUGUAAUAAUCUGUAAGAUGUAAUAAU
Molecule: messenger RNA, 7664 nt
Organism: Tripterygium wilfordii
Lineage: Eukaryota; Viridiplantae; Streptophyta; Magnoliopsida; Celastrales; Celastraceae
Product: acetyl-CoA carboxylase 1-like
Exons: 32
Coding region: 570-7373 (2267 amino acids)
Biological process (GO): fatty acid biosynthetic process
Molecular function (GO): acetyl-CoA carboxylase activity; metal ion binding; ATP binding
Source: RefSeq, a predicted model, not a curated record